UUAUGAUUUUACACUCCAAAAAUUUUGACAUUUUUCUAUGCAAUUAUAUCUUCCUUUAUCCAUGUUUCUGUACUUUCCUCUUUUUUUCCUUUCUCAAUCAUUACAUUUCCCUAUUUUGUUUUUUUAAAUGCCACAAUUUAUUUAUGUCAUUGUUAUGUAACCAAGCUACCUGAAUUUACACUUCCAUCUUUUUCAAAAAUUGACAACGAUAGCUCAGAUUAACAGCAACAAAAAUGCAAAGCUUUAGAGAAUUGUACCACCACCCAACUUACAUUUUCAGGGGAGAUGAAAGUAGUUCGCGCAACAUAGGUGGGCUUGAACACCCAGUUGUUUUCCACCAACAAGAUGCGGUUGAUUUAAGACGAAGUGGUCUUUGUGGUCUAAGAUCAAACAACAUCGCCUUUCCUUCAAGUUUACCUUUUGAAGCCGCAAAUGCGAAUAAUUACUUGGCUGCAACAACAACAGCGGCGACGGUGACCUUGGCGAACACUCGGGUGGUGGAGGCAGGGGAGGUGGUAGUAGAAAAGAGAGGGGUGGUGGGAAACAGGCAGUUAGAGUAUUGGGGUGAGUCUGGUGCAAUGGCAGAUACCAGCCAACAGACUGAUACCUCUACAGAUGUUGACACUGAUGACAGAAAUCAGUAUCGAGUAAUUCAGAAUGGAGCAGUGGUGGACUCAACAGAUCAAUCCAAGGAAAAGACAGAUGACCAAAAGACUCUUAGGAGACUUGCUCAGAAUCGAGAAGCUGCAAGAAAGAGUCGUUUGAGAAAGAAGGCAUAUGUUCAACAAUUAGAGAGCAGUCGACUGAAGCUUGCACAAUUAGAACAAGAGCUCGAAAGAGCUCGUCAGCAGGGUUUCAUGGUCUCGGGUGUUGGAAGUGAGCCAGGUCAUUCACUGGGAACUAAUGGAGUUGUGGCAUUUGAUGUGCAUUAUGGGAAUUGGCUUGACAAGCAUCAAAGGCUGAUCAAUGACACAAGAUCAGCUCUAAAUUCUCAUGUGUGCGAUGAUGAACUCCGAGUUCUUGUUGACAGUUUAAUGUCACACUAUGAUGAACUAUUCCGAAUCAAAGCCAUAGGUGCAAAGGCAGAUAUAUUUCAUUUGCUGUCUGGCAUGUGGCAGACUCCGGCUGAGAGGUGUUUUAUGUGGCUAGGUGGAUUUCGAUCUUCAGAAUUGCUUAAGAUACUAGUGAACCACCUUGAACCUCUCACAGAGCAGCAGUUGCUGGGAGUAUGCAAUUUACAGCAGUCCUCUCAACAAGCCGAGGAUGCUUUGUCCCAAGGAAUGGAAGCGCUGCAACAAUCUCUUGUCGAUACACUUUCUGCAAACUGCCUCAGUCCUACUAAUACUGGAGUUGUCGCCGAUUACAUGGGCCAAAUGGCGAUUGCAAUGGGCAAGCUUGCCACACUAGAGAACUUUGUUCAUCAGGCUGAUCUUUUACGACAGCAGACUUUGCAACAGCUGCAUCGCAUUCUGACAACUCGUCAAGCAGCUCGGGCACUUCUUGUGAUCCAUGACUAUACUACACGUCUUAGGGCACUUAGCUCUCUAUGGCUAGCCCGUCCCAAGAACUGUAAUGCUUAGAUCUUGGCCAUUGUUGCUACCUAUUGCCAACUUCUUAGUUAUAUGCUACUCGACUUAGUUGCUGCUUCUGCAGUGUUUAGAUCAAUUCUGACAACACUAAUUUUUAGUGUACACGGCUAUGUAACGCAGUACUAUACGGCUAUGUAAGUUCUUUUGCUAACAAGAAGGAAGUCAUGUAAUUUAAGGUAUUAUAACUAGUUGCAAUGCAUUGUGUAAAACUUGCUAAAAUAGUGAUGAUGUCUUGGGGUUUGUUUUUUUCCUGGGUGUCCUUGAAAACUAAUGUAAAAAUAAUAACGCGUAAGCAUCUUUCAUUCA
Messenger RNA from Chenopodium quinoa (quinoa), 1895 nucleotides. RefSeq names its product transcription factor TGA2-like. The transcript is spliced from 11 exons. Gene Ontology annotation, molecular function: sequence-specific DNA binding; DNA-binding transcription factor activity. The coding region runs from base 234 to 1580 and encodes 448 amino acids. NCBI's taxonomy places the organism in Eukaryota, Viridiplantae, Streptophyta, Magnoliopsida, Caryophyllales, Amaranthaceae. The record is from RefSeq and is a predicted model, not a curated record. Gene Ontology annotation, biological process: regulation of DNA-templated transcription; DNA-templated transcription.